GCCAAGUGAGGAGUCAUGGCGGGAGGUUUAAUCCUUCCAAGAUCUGUAUCUGGGAUUCAUCAUGGAGAUUUCUGAAGAUCAAAUCUAUCGAAUAUUUCAAUCUGUAGCGAUGGUACGCACUAUUCCUGUCAUGUCGUGAGAGGUUUUCAGAGUGUGUUGAUAUGUUGCAUAUCUGUUGCUGAGAUGAUUGCGUUUCUGUCAAGAGGUGUUAGCUAUGCGGUAGAAACCUUAACAUAUCACUCAAGUAUAUAUUUCCAUAUCUUCGCGGUCUUCUUUUCCUUUUCCAGUCAGUGUCCUGUCAUUUCUAUGUUCCCCCCACGACCGAUUUCUAGCUUACCCUCCUUCCGCAAUGAUUUCUUCUACGUCGCUUUGGAAUUUUUGUUUUGAUCCUCUAACUACAACAUCUUCGUCUCCUAGUCUACCCUACGAUUCACUGUCAUCUAGAAAAGUCUUCAAAAAUGGCAAUCGAAAAGGAGCCAGAAUACCCGCUCAAGCGGAUAGGGCCUAACGACUUCAUGACCGCUCUCAAGCAGAGCAAUGCAAAUGGCAAAGUUCCACUGUUUGUGGAUAUGACUGGGAGCAUGAGAGCGUACAUAUUAUAUAGAUACUUAAACCUUUUGUAGCAUCCAUUGUCGUGGUCUUUGUACUUAUGUUCUUCGGCAAGUUCUUCGGCAACCACCACGAAUUGUGCGCUUCAUCAAGAGGAUGAGAGAGUCACAAUCUUCGGUCAAAGACUGUCGCUCGUCUCUUUCGGAUCCUCGUUUUUAUCUCUGUAGCACUUUCCUCAUCUUCUGGCUCAAUUUCAUUCCCCCUUCUCUAACUACACAGCAAUUUCAGCUACCACGGUUACGACACCGUCUGUGAUGUUGGCGCCAUGGUUGCUUCUCGCGGGACUGGAGAACGUACUCAUAUGCACAGGGAUGGCAGCACUUCACGAACGGACAUCGGUGACGCCAUGCGCAGGGCUUACGUUGAGGGCGUGCAAAAGUCUAUGACCACACAGGAAAAAGUGUACUCAACAUGCUGCUCAGAUGAAAACUAGGCAGUAGUUCUCUACUUCGAGCGCACCUCCUGCUAGUUUCUUCAGUAUCUCAGUAUGUUGAGCACACUUUCUCCUUUCAUAGUACCUGGCGCAACGGUCUACAUUCUAGGGCAAAGCAUCCCACAAGAAUGGAAUACCUUUUGCACAAAAAAUGGUGGAAAGUUUGAUCAAGAAGCGGUCUUUGACAUUGGGUACAUGCGGAGCCAGGAGUGUUUUUCUAAGAUGAACAGUAUGGGCGGAGGACAGUCUUCAGCUGUACAGGGAAUCAACGGAAAUGGCCCCCACGCAUCAGCGGGUGUGUGCUUGUUAGUACAUGCGAGAUUGAGAUCAGACGUGGAUCGAAUAUUGAGGGCUGCGCAUGACACAUUUGGGGAAAAGACCUUUGCGACGCAGUUAGAUUUGCACGUGGUGCAGGCUGCUGGGUUUUCUUUCGCCUAGACUGUAGUGGAGCUUGAUGCUCAAUUCAAUGUAACAACUUGUGAUCCUCGAAGUGUGUGCGAUAAGUAUCAUACAGUUCGAAAAAAAUUCAGCAUGCACUAGGUAGUGUGUGCUGUUGAAACUGAAAGUACUACGUAUGUGUAUGUGCUGUUGGGAAAGGAAAAUGAAUACUUAGCAUAGAAGCUUUAAUGUGUAGGGAAUACUCAGAAGAAGGUUUAUGAAGAAUGCGAAAAAGACUUCUUGAUGCGGGAAUCAGUUAUAAUUUUUACAUCUUGGGCUUGUCUGACGUGCGCGUGCACGUCGACAUGCAUUGUCGCGGAUUUCCUUGAGG
Amoebophrya sp. A25 is the source of this 1811-nucleotide messenger RNA. NCBI's taxonomy places the organism in Eukaryota, Dinophyceae, Syndiniales, Amoebophryaceae. The record is from the annotation of a GenBank genome assembly.